Molecule: messenger RNA, 1984 nt
Organism: Cataglyphis hispanica
Lineage: Eukaryota; Metazoa; Arthropoda; Insecta; Hymenoptera; Formicidae
Exons: 7
Coding region: 792-1931 (379 amino acids)
Source: RefSeq, a predicted model, not a curated record
AGAGAGAGAGAGAGAGAGAGAGAGAGAGGGAGGGAGAAAAGGAGGGAAUGAGGGAGAGAAAAAGAGAAGAAAAGGAAAGAGAAAGAUGGCAUUAGUGCAUAACAAAAAUAUUCCAAACUACGUGCAACUCCUGUUAAUGCAGUUAUUUACAUACAAUCGCGCCGAAAUGGAACUGUCUUCGAACUGUCCUCAAACCCGGUUAAUUUAAAUGUUAAUUAAUACAGGCAACUAGAAGCAGAACUUUAAAUUUAUAUUAUAUACGAGAAUUAUGAUUGUUAGAAAUAUGUUGGUCACCCUGUAAAUUGAGCAACGAUUAAAUUAUUCGGAGUUAGAUCAAAAGUGGUUCUUACAAAUUGAUUUAAAUUCAGUUGCAUUCCUUGAUUUUCUGUCAUUUCUUAUUGAAAAAAUUAUUUAAAUUAUUUGAAAUGCAACAUUAUCAAUAGAACUUUAAAUAAUAAUCAUUUUUAACUUUAAAUAAGUGCAAAUAUUAAAUAAUAUUGCGUAUCGAUUGCAAAUAAUUUGCAAAGUAAAAAUAUCAUAUAAAUAUAAUAAAUAAAACAAAUUUUCAUACAUAAUAAUAAAUACUCUGCUAAUUAAUUUUCUUUCACUUAUUGUGUGUAGUUGUUAUUUUCUGUUCUCCUAAACAGUACAAAGGUGUAUUUUAUACGAUUGUAGAUAUAUGUAGUUUAUAACUUUAAUGAAAAGACAGAAAAGAUAUUUGUAUAUAUGAGAUAUGUCGCUUGGAUAAUGGAAAAAGUUUAUUAGUUCCAAUAGAAUUAUAUAUUUUCAAAAUGAUAUGGCUCUUAUUCUUUAUUAUCCAUGGAAUAUUAGCUAGUAAUGGCAACAUGAUUCUGAGAGAUUUAGGAGAAAAAGAGUACUUUUUAAUAAAAGCAAAAUCAUCAUUGCCACAACAUGGAAAAUGUUGGCACACUGCGCUCCAAACAUUACAGGACAGCUGUGACAAGUUAAACGAUUACGAACAUUCUCUUCUUGCCUUGCGCUUAGCAAACUGUUUCUUAGAAGAUUCUGGCCAUAAAACUUAUGACUGUCAUCUUAGUCAGUCAGAAGACGAGCGUCGAAAGUGCAUUAAUGAAAUGGUAGAUCGAGCAUUCAGUGUUUACAAUGAAUUCUAUAUUCAUGCAACUCAUAUCUGUUUCUUUUUGAAUCAUGAAGCUUGGCAAGCUGAAGUUGAUAACACUAUAAAGUUAUUAUUUCAAGUAUCUUCACGAAUGAAAGAUCAGUUAUUGGAAGCAUCGCAAAUGCAGGGUACAAUAUUGAACAGUCAAAAAGAAGGUUUACGUAUUCAAAAUGAACUUUUAGAUCAUGGCAAAGAACUUGGGACUGUAUUAAAGUCUUCAUCUGAGACAGUUAAUAAUAUGGUUUUAGAUUUCAAAGAAUCAGCUAAAGACCAGAAGGAAUUGCUUUAUGAAAUUUUUUCUUAUAUACACACUUUUCAAAGUUGGAUUAUCGGAGAAGUGUCUUGGUUUCAAUCUAUCAUAUUUUAUACUGUCAGCUGUAUUCUUUGUGCAUUAUUCAGUUCUUCUAGAAGAACAGUUGAUGCGAGAGUUAUACUUUUUAGUAUCUUAAGUUUAAAUAUAGUGGCUGAAAGAAUAUUAGUCCAAUAUUAUAAUAAAAUUGUACUUCAAUCUCCAGAUGAUAAGGCACACUUAUUAAGUACAACAUGGUUGUGCAGAAAAAUUGCCUUAACACUUUGUGCCAUAACAUUAUUCUGUACAUAUUAUUAUUACAAAGACAAACAUUUGGAGAAUUAUAAGGCUUUACAAAGAAUUGAACAACAGUUGAAUGUCAUAGAAAAGACUGUAAAUAUCUCCAACAAUAUUGAACCAAUUCGUUAUUCCAAGCGACUUGCAUUAAGACGUUUACACAUUGUUUCUAAUAUACAGGAAGAUGACAUUAAAAAUGCCAAAUAAUUAUUUUAAUAAUUAAAGAGAUUUUACCAAGAAGAUAAUUUUUAUUGGUAAUA